This is a messenger RNA of Hordeum vulgare subsp. vulgare (domesticated barley), 1341 nucleotides long. RefSeq names its product 2-alkenal reductase (NADP(+)-dependent)-like. The record is from RefSeq and is a predicted model, not a curated record. The transcript has a single exon. NCBI's taxonomy places the organism in Eukaryota, Viridiplantae, Streptophyta, Magnoliopsida, Poales, Poaceae. Gene Ontology annotation, molecular function: oxidoreductase activity, acting on the CH-CH group of donors, NAD or NADP as acceptor. Bases 195 to 1256 code for a protein of 353 amino acids.
AUGGUCCGUGGAGCUGGACCACCAUGCACCAUCGCCCUCGUGAUCCCAUCCAUCCAUCCCCGGCACCGGCGCCAAUCAUAUAUCCACUCCAACUCCAAGCAAGAUAAAAUAUCCAAACCAACUCGACUCGCUCCAGAUCCGUAGCCUUGCACAGACUCGCGCGCAGUCCAGUCCACCCACGGCGGCGGCGAUCGAUGGCGGAGCUCAAGAGCCGGCGGGUGGUCCUCAAGGACUACGUGGAGGGCUACCCCACGGAGGCGCACAUGGAGCUGCUCCCGGCGGCGCCCGUCGACGAGGCCGAGGACGGCUCGGUGCUGGUCAAGAACCUCUACCUCUCCUGCGACCCCUACAUGCGCCCCAAGAUGUCCCGCCCGCUGCACCAGUCCUACACCGCCGCCUUCGUCCCGGGCGCCCCCAUCACCGGCUACGGCGUGUCCGAGGUCGUCCGGUCCUCGACGCCCGGGGUCGUCGCCGGCGACCUCGUGUGGGGUAUGACCGGCUGGGAGGACUACAGCGUCAUCAAGCCCCCCUUCACGGCCAUGCUCACCAAGAUCCAGCCCGACGACGGCGUGCCGCUGUCCUACUACACCGGCGUCCUCGGCAUGCCGGGCCUCACGGCGUACGUGGGGUUCCACCACAUCGGCUCCGCGAAGCCGGGCGACGCGGUGUUCGUCUCGGCGGCCUCCGGCGCCGUCGGCCAGCUCGUCGGCCAGUUCGCCAGGCUCAUGGGCUGCCGCGUCGUCGGCAGCGCCGGGUCCAAGGAGAAGGUGGACCUGCUCAUCAACAAGUUCGGCUUCCACGACGCCUUCAACUACAAGGAGGAGGACGGCGACCUCGCCGGCGCGCUCAAGAAGCGCUUCCCCGACGGCAUCGACGUCUACUUCGAGAACGUCGGCGGGAAGAUGCUCGAGGCCGUGCUGCUCAACAUGAAGGUGCACGGCCGCAUCGCCGUCUGCGGCCUCAUCUCGCAGUACAACCUCACCGCCGGCGAGAAGGAGGCCGACGUCGGCGUGCGCAACAUGACCUCCCUCGUGGCCAAGCGGGUCCGGAUGCAGGGGUUCAUCGAGCCCGACCACAAGCACCUCUACCCGGAGUACAGGGCGUGGGUGAUGCCGCACAUCAAGGAGGGCAGGGUGGUGUACGUCGAGGACGUCGCCGACGGGCUCGAGGCCGCGCCUGGAGCGCUCAUCGGCCUCUUCCAUGGCCGCAACGUCGGCAAGCAGGUCGUCAAGCUCACCACCCCCGACACCGAGUGACUCACAAGAUUGUAUUAGUAGCAGAUCAAUUAUCAACCGCCUGUCAAUCGUCAAGAAUAAACGAAAGGAUCUAUUCGCAUCGCAA